GGCCGCCGCCGCCAUUUCGGGCGCUGCUGUGAGACUGAGACCCGAGCCGGUCCGCUGGGCGGCGGGCGCCGGGGCUGGAGGGGCGCGCGCGGCGGCGGCCCAGCGUGUAGGCGCCGAGGCGGCCAUGGCGGGCAACUUCGACUCGGAGGAGCGGAGUAGCUGGUACUGGGGGCGGUUGAGCCGGCAGGAGGCGGUGGCGCUGUUGCAGGGCCAGCGGCACGGGGUGUUCCUGGUGCGGGACUCGAGCACCAGCCCCGGGGACUAUGUGCUCAGCGUCUCCGAGAACUCGCGGGUCUCCCACUACAUCAUCAACAGCAGCGGCCCGCGCCCGCCGGUGCCACCGUCGCCCGCCCAGCCUCCGCCGGGGUUGAGUCCCUCCAGACUCCGAAUAGGAGAUCAAGAGUUUGAUUCAUUACCUGCUUUACUGGAAUUCUACAAAAUACACUAUUUGGACACUACAACGUUAAUAGAACCAGUAUCCAGAUCCAGGCAGGGUAGUGGAGUGAUUCUCAGGCAAGAAGAGGCAGAGUAUGUGCGAGCCCUCUUUGACUUUAAUGGGAAUGAUGAAGAAGAUCUUCCCUUUAAGAAAGGAGACAUCCUGAGAAUCCGGGAUAAGCCUGAAGAGCAGUGGUGGAAUGCAGAGGACAGCGAAGGCAAGAGGGGGAUGAUUCCAGUCCCUUACGUGGAGAAGUAUAGACCUGCCUCCGCCUCAGUAUCGGCUCUGAUUGGAGGUAACCAGGAGGGUUCCCACCCACAGCCACUGGGUGGGCCGGAGCCUGGGCCCUAUGCCCAACCCAGCGUCAACACUCCGCUCCCUAACCUCCAGAAUGGGCCCAUUUAUGCCAGGGUAAUCCAGAAGCGAGUCCCUAAUGCCUACGACAAGACAGCCUUGGCUUUGGAGGUCGGUGAGCUGGUAAAGGUUACGAAGAUUAAUGUGAGUGGUCAGUGGGAAGGGGAGUGUAAUGGCAAACGAGGUCACUUCCCAUUCACACAUGUCCGUCUGCUGGAUCAACAGAAUCCCGAUGAGGACUUCAGCUGAGUAUAGCUCAACAAACAGUUUUGCUGACAGAUGGGAACAAUCUCUUCCCCUCCCCACCCCAACCUCAUGCCAUCUAUACAGUUUUCUUACAGAUGUCAAAGCAGUCUAGUUUAUAUAAGCAUUCUGUUACCUGUGAUCUUUUUUAGACUGAACGAUUCCAUCCCUAGUCUCAUUUAAAGUAUUCAGGGUACGAAACUGGAGGGCUGGUGUGUUAACUGAAUUGGCAAUUUUAGGUGAUAGCAGCCGUGCCUGCAUGUCAGAAGGAUAGGUAAGGUCUCCUCCUUUCUCUGUGGCAAUGUGAAGCAACCUGUGGAGAACUGACAGACAGGACAGAAGGGUUGCAUACUGCUUGCCCUGAUUUUUUCAUUGGUUCUGUUUUAUUAUGAAAUCAUACUACCAAAUGGCAAUAGAGUGUUCCCUUCCACCCCUGCGAAGUAGUCAAGCACCGUGUGAAAAGUACCCAGUGGGACUGCUUUUUCAUUUAUAGAACAUGACAUUAUUCUGACAGUUAUGUCAGAAUGACUCAUUCUGACAGUUCAAAUCCUGAGAAUUCUGAGGACACUACUAGAGGCAUUUGUCUUUCUUCCUAGUCAAUGCUUCAUACUUUUUCUUGGAAUUCUUUCAACCCUCUUCUUUUCCAGAAAUCUACAAACAGGUUAAUUCUUAAGAUAAAUGUUUGUUUUCAUUCCAGAUGACAAGCAGGAUGUGCAGAGCACUUUAUUCAGUGCAUAGCUUUAAGCCAGUAUUGGAUUCACUGAGUAGACAGCCAAACUCCCAGCUUUCUGCCUUCCCCCAAGGAGUCAAGUAGGUUCACACUGUCAUGACAGCUACAUAGACUCCUGGCUAAUGGAAUCCAGCAGGGCCUUUUGUCCUGAUUACCAGUAUCCUAUUAGGGGACUCUCUUUGGAGUGGAAGGACCAAUCACUUAAAAUAUUCCAUAAAAGGUUGUAGGGCCAAAUUCUGUCUUUUGCUUUAUUAUGUGAAUUUGGGGUUACGGAGCUAGUGCUUUGAAAAAUGUUUGAACCAAUCAUGAAUUACUUACCUGUUAUUCAUUUUACAUGGCCAGAAUAGUGUUUAAAGUACAUUACAUUAUAAUCUGCCAUUAUUUUUGGCUCUUUAUGUUCAGGUUUAGUUUACAAACCCUUUUAAGUAUGGAAUGGUUUUAAUAGGGUCAGAUGCUCCAAAGAAUAGACAGAAUUCUAAGACCAAAAAUGUUAUAGGCUAUUUAGACUACACAUGAAAUGUUCAGUUAGUUCCCAGUCUAGAAAGACACUUACUGGUCCAUGGUGUGGUAUGACCAAUAGAAACAUCUUUUAUUUUUGCUUUGGGCCUCAUUUUAGAAAAGUAAUGUAUCUUCCUAAUUUUUUUGAAUAGGUUAAUGAUUAAUUUGCAUUCUUUAAGAAUAUCCCAAAUCGUGGUAUCCCAGUGACUGGUAGUAAUUGUAUGCAGGUGUUUCUGUAAGUAAGUGAGGGGCAUGGCAGAAGCUCAUUAUAUGGCACAGGGAAGCCAGCUGGCACAGGAUACAUAUAUUAUCACAGGCAAACUAAUGAGUUGAUGCUAAUUUAAUGUAUUUUUACCUCACACUAAGGUAAUGCUUGAUAAAGACAUUAAUACUCUACUUUUAAAAUGUUAGCACAGUGCUGUGGGUGCUUAGAAAUGUUGAAUGAACAGAUUUGUAAUACUAGGCCUAAUUCCAUCUGACUACUCUUAAAUUUUCGGUUAGAGCAUAAAUACUGUAAAAUCCAAAUGUGCAUUAAUCUUGUUUUCCUUAAAAGUAUGACAUCUAAAAUAUUUGUAGAGAACCUUGUCACAACUGAUUUGACUCUGUAAGUUCUUUUGCCUUUGACUUUGUUGGCUUAUAAUGUCUCUUUUCAUCAUAAUGUACUAUCAGUGGGACAUGCAGCUCUAUGUAAAUCAUAAGAAUUUCUCAGUGAUCAGUUGUCUGAAGCCAUUACAAGAACUGUUGGGUUGGAUUUGGCUGAACGUGACAGUUGAUGGACCUUAAGACAUCAAAGGACUUCUUACAAAUAUCUUCCAAAAAUAAAUCCUAAAAUCCUAUUCAAGUGUGUAUGUGCAAAUGUCACAGAGCAAAGUAAACUGAAAUUGGCUGCUAUAUUUUAUAUAAUCAUUUCUGCAAAAGCCCAAUUUUUGGAUACUAAUAUUUGACAUGGUUAAUUCUUAUUAAUUUGUUGGAAUUGUUUAUUGUUAAUAAUGCAAAUAGAUAAUUUUUAAUUAUCUUUAAGUAACAUUUCACUAUUAAUGGUUUGAAAUGGGUGAUAAGCAAACCAAUUUGAAAUAAAGUAUGAACAUGUGCCAUUGUAUUAUAACACUAUACACUUUCUUGACAGUUAAAUUUUAAAAAAUGUUUUUUUUUUGUAGCAUGUAUUGUAUAUGUUUAUAGUAUAUGUAGUAAAUAAAAAUAUGGCCAAAUGUUUGGCUUGGUGAUCUUUUGAAGAAAGUAAUCUUUGAAUAUUUUUCAUAUGAGAUCUUUUAUUCUUAGGUAAUAGGAGGUGUCUGAUGUCAGUAGCCUACUGUCAUAAUCAGAUAAAAAAUUAUACACCUGGAUAUUCAUUCAAAAUAGAAAUUAAUUGGUAAUAUUCUGAAGUAUCUACGGAAUUCAUGAACUAUUUAUUUGAGGCAACUUAACAUGGUAUAGUUGGAAGGGAAGGCUUGAAUGAUGUGGACAGAGCUUCAAAGUUGGUUAUGUGUGAGUGUAAAUAAAUAAGGAUGUAGUAGGGGUCUUUGUAAAGCAAAUGAGAAGUUUGUUGUUAUACAGUAGGUUUUUAUAAUGUUAGUGUAGAUAUCCAGUGUAAUUUCUCCUUUUUAUGUAAGCAGCAUGUUUCAAGGUAAUUUAAGAAAUACAAAAAGAACGGCUAAGCAUGUUCUUUCCGCCCUUAGAACACAUGUAUAUAUAGACACAUACAUACAGUGUGUGAAUUAUAUAUACACCUAAAAGAUUGAUAUUAUACUCUAUCAAUCUGUGGGUGGUGAAGUUUUAAACUGAAAAGGACAGUCUUUGGAAAUUAUACAGUAUUUUGCCUUACACCCAAAAUAUAUCUAGUUACUGCUGUAGACAGCAGUGUAUCCACCCAGAGUAGUAAUAAAGGAAAUUGUUACAAAGGAUGCCAACUUUGGCAUGCAUAAACUUAACAGCAAGGUGAUUUAAAUAUGUUUCAACUUUAUAUCAAUAAAAAAAUAAACUGCCAAAAUCUUGUUUUAAUGUUUAGUGUUGGGUUCCUUUACAUAGUCUGGUGUGCUCAUACCAACUCUUAAUUUUAUGACCCUUAUCCUCAGAUGAAAUUCUAUUCCUCUUUCAGAUAUGAAGAGAGAAGAAGCCCCCUCCGUAGAAGAAAAUAUGAAAACAGUGCUAAAUUUGGCAGGAGGCUAAGAAUAUUGAGUUCUGCUGCCAUACAUAUCCAGAAGAGAAAGAAGUGGAGAGAUAGGGUAAAGGGAAAACUAUCCAUCAAGAAAUAAGGUUAAAGAAGAGAGCAGUGCUUGAGAGUUCUUUUAAGUUUAGGAUGAGGGCAAGCAGAAGUCAAUGCAUACCAGUACUGACUUCUGGUCUAAGGCAUGCUUCCAGUGUUUUAUGCCCAGCAUAAUACUUAGAUGUUAGACUUGCUUUGGAGUCUAGCAGAUUGAGCACUCAAGUUUUAACCAGCAGUCAAAGGUAAAGGUAAAUUGGUUUGGACAGAGUUUUUUACCUCCCACUCAAAAUAAGUGAGUUGUUUUGGCCCUCCCUGGUAGCGCAGUGGGUUAACGCACAACACUAAGAAGCA
Molecule: messenger RNA, 4815 nt
Organism: Condylura cristata (star-nosed mole)
Lineage: Eukaryota; Metazoa; Chordata; Mammalia; Eulipotyphla; Talpidae
Gene: CRK
Product: v-crk avian sarcoma virus CT10 oncogene homolog
Exons: 3
Coding region: 125-1039 (304 amino acids)
Molecular function (GO): protein binding
Source: RefSeq, a predicted model, not a curated record